UGUUCUCUGUAGUCACCAUAUGCACUGUCACUUUAAGUUGGCAUUCCCUGUACAACGAUACUAAACACAAAUACCAGGAGACCUUUGGUACCACAGGACUGGCUGCUUCAAAGUUCACAGAGACUCAGUUGUUCCCAAUUCUAGAAACAGGUGUCUGCAGAGAGGCCCGGCACGGAUACAGCAUCUAACAGGUCAAACAAAUAUGUUGCUUUUCUGAGUUGAGCAAUCCUGGGAUCACCCAUCACUUGCAGUCAAAAGUAUAGAGAGGAGAUGAGUCGUUUUACUAGAGAACCAGAACCUCGAGACAGCAGGAUGGGCAGAGAUACAAAGACAGGUUCUCAGGUCUCUGGUACACGUCCACUCAUAAUAUUUGAAGAGGAGGAAGGUGAAGAUGAUAAUAGCAUCAUGGAUGGCUUUGAGAAUCAGCCAAGGGCUAUACCUAUCCGCAGGAACUCCCGCUUCUACAGGUCAAUGAGGGUGCGAAAUAAACAUAGAAGAGACAGACUAAGCAGUCGGGAGGGUAUGGAGAUACAGUCUCAAAAUUCUGGUUUCCAGGGAAAUGGGGACCAUCGCAACGUUUACCAGGGUGUCACCCCCAGUGAAACAGAAGGACGCAGUGAAUUCCCUCCCUCCGAGGUAGCAGGUAGCUCUAAUGAGAACAGGAGGUCCCCAUCUGAGUGUACCAUGUCUAACCCUGAGGCACAGCCAGCUGUUUACCCACUUACAGUUGAUUCCUGGAAAACUUUAAUGGAACAAAUAGGUGAAACGAGGCAGAGAGAAGAUGAAUUUACACAGAUUUACUAUGGUAGUGGCCACAGCAUCAAAAACCUUAGGGGGAAAGUAAUAAAUGAGCUCCUGUACCAGGAGUAUAGGGAUAAGACCACGCAACAUGAGAUUGAAGCUAGAAGGCUACAAGACAACUAUGUGCAGCCCCCCUCAUCUCCACAAGAAUCCCAAACCCCUGAACAAGGAUCCCCCCCUCCAGCUGAACUUCGCAGACCUAACCCUUCUCUCAGUCGGCUUCAGAGCUCCUGUUCUGGGUUUAACUUAUGGCAGGAUCUGCCUGAUAUCAGAAGCAGCGGGGUGCUGAAUCUACUGCAGCCAGAAGAGAUAAAGCUCCAGGAGGCUAUGUUUGAACUGGUGACCUCAGAAGCUUCCUACUACAAGAGCUUACGAUUAUUGGUAUCACACUUCAUGGAGAGUGAGAGCCUAAGAGCAACAAUACACCAGUCAGAAAUGCAUUUCAUCUUCUCUAAUGUACUGGAGGUCUUGGCUACCAGUGAGAGGUUUCUCUUAGAUUUGGAGCAGCGCUUAGAAGAGAACAUUGUGAUCUCAGAUAUCUGUGACAUCGUCCACAAGCAUGCGACCAAUCACUUUGGAGUUUAUGUUACUUACGUCUGCAACCAGACCUAUCAGGAGAGGGCGUACAGGAAGCUGCUUCAGGAGAGGACAGAAUUCCGUGACGUAAUUGCGCAGUUGGAGACACAUCCGAUGUGCCGAGGCCUUCCCUUCUCCUCAUUCCUUAUCCUUCCAUUCCAGAGGAUCACACGGCUUAAACUACUGGUGCAGAAUAUUCUGACAAAGGUGGAGGAAGGAUCAGAGAAAGAGGCUUCAGCCAUGCAGGCACACCGUGAGCUUGAAAAGCUCGUGCACGCCUGUAACGAUGGUGUUAGGAAAAUGAGCCGCACAGAGCAGCUAAUCAGCAUAGAGAAGACACUUGAAUUUAAAAUCAAGUCUGUGCCAAUCAUUUCUCACUCCCGGUGGUUGUUGAAGCAAGGUGAAUUACAGCAGAUGUCUGGUCCACGCACAUCUCGUACACUGCGUACUAAGAAGCUCUUCCGAUCAGUAUAUCUCUUCCUCUUCAAUGACCUUUUGCUGCUGUGCAAACGCCUUACAGGAGAUCGCUACCAGGUGUUUGAUGUAGCAGCACGUGGCCUCUUACGUGUAGAGGAGCUGGAGGACCAAGGCCAGACAUUGGCCAAUGUUUUUAUCCUGAAGCUUCUGGAGAACGCACAUGACAGGGAGUUUACCUACAUGCUGAAAGCCUCAUCACAAAGUGAGAUGAAGAGAUGGAUGACUUCUCUAGUCCCAAACCGAAGAACCAAGUUUGUUUCCAUUACAUCUAGAUAUUUAGACUGCCCUCAGGUGCAAUGUGUCCAUCCGUACAUCUCCCAGGAACCAGACGAGCUGUCUCUAGACCUGGCCGAUAUUCUCAAUGUCCUGGAUAAAACGGAUGAUGGUUGGAUUUUUGGAGAGCGCUUGCACGACCAGGAAAAGGGUUGGUUUCCUAGCACAGUUGUGGAAGAAAUUCUGAAUCCUGAUGUCAGAACACAAAACUUGAAGGAAUGUUUACGGGUUCAUAAAACGGAUGAUGGCAGCCAGAACAAAGACCGCCGAAAAAUGGGGAGCAGGACUCGGUAGUGACCCCUAUGGUUUUUGGGACCAUUGGGUUAGCAUGCACAGGAUUGGGCAUGACACAGGAGCAGUUUGUUGCACACAAUGCAGAUUAUAUAUAUAUAUAUAUAUAUAUAUAUAUAUAUAUAUUAUAGUACAAGGAGACAAUAACAAGCCAACAGAAUGGACUAUUGAUUCAUUGCAACCAUCAUGCCCUCUGCAGAUCCCUGCAGGAACAGGAUUUGUGUGCAUGGGUUAUUCAUUAAAUGUAUGGCUUAUAGUGAAUGAGAAAAUUAUGAAUAUAUAUAUAAAGUAAAAAGAUGUAAUUUAUGAGAGGUAAGCAAAUGUAUAUGCGUCCAAGUAUAUACCUUAAUAUAUGGGAUAUGUAAAUGAUUGAGAAAGUUUACAGUGAUGAUCUGUGAAUAUUCAAGUAAGCAAAUAUUUUGCAGGUGGUCACAUGUUCAUAGAAAACAUAGGGCAGCCUUUGUGGUAGGGUAAUAACGAAGAACACUAUGCAGCCCAUCUCUAAUAUUAUAACUACAGAACAUAUUCCAUUUUAUCUGUAGCAAUUAAAUACUGAGGUACAAAACAAAAAACUUUCAAAAGAAACAAACAAGGUGCCAACUCUUUUCCUUUAUAUCAGUGUUUAGCAUAAUUAGAUAAUAUUUCCAUCAUGUUGUAAUAUAUUAACAAUCAAAGAAUGCACUUUGCAGACAGGAAUAUUGUUUAUAUGUAGCACAAGAACCCCUGGGUUCUGUGGACACGGGACCCUCAAAGCAUGCUAUAAAUAAUAUAAAGCCUUGGCUGCAAAAAUGAUUAGGGCCCAUCUGCAAUGUACUUGCUUGCUUUUCAUCCAAUUUGGUAACGGGCCAACAAAAUUUCAGCUUUAUUUGUUACUUUAUUAAUUUAAGAGGCGUUAAAUUUUCUGAGCGUGAUAACAAUCAGAGCGACGAGCACAGAGGUUCCAAGCAGUGCAGCCAGGACUAUCGCAGCUACAGCUCCUGGACCCAAAGACCCUGUAAGAGGAAAGAGAGAAGAGACAAUAAGAAUUCUCCUUCAUCCCUGUGGAAACAAAGAAAAUGGCUGAUAAGCUCUGUGCUACUCUGUGGUGGUUUACAGGGAAACAAACUAUGCUGGCAGAUUUUAUUGGGGCCAGACUUUUUGCUGUAGGGCACUUUUUCUGAGUUACUGAUUCCUCCCAGCUAAGCAGAAAUAAAGUAAUGAUGAUGACCCAUUUGGGACGAGGAAGUUAAAAGCAUGGAGGACCUAGAGAGGUCUCACAUAUGUCAUUUUACUUUCACAUGUUAAACUUUGGUUAGUAAUGAAUGUGUCAAUUCCAUUUGAUUUGUGGAAUAAACAUUUUAUCCUCUA
Molecule: messenger RNA, 3765 nt
Organism: Bombina bombina (fire-bellied toad)
Lineage: Eukaryota; Metazoa; Chordata; Amphibia; Anura; Bombinatoridae
Gene: NGEF
Product: neuronal guanine nucleotide exchange factor
Exons: 16
Coding region: 271-2421 (716 amino acids)
Biological process (GO): activation of GTPase activity
Molecular function (GO): protein binding; guanyl-nucleotide exchange factor activity
Source: RefSeq, a predicted model, not a curated record